Molecule: messenger RNA, 1360 nt
Organism: Dreissena polymorpha
Lineage: Eukaryota; Metazoa; Mollusca; Bivalvia; Myida; Dreissenidae
Product: putative inhibitor of apoptosis
Exons: 5
Coding region: 168-1157 (329 amino acids)
Biological process (GO): regulation of cell cycle
Cellular component (GO): spindle microtubule; nucleus; cytoplasm
Source: RefSeq, a predicted model, not a curated record
CAUCACAAACAUAGGCAUAUGGGCUUUCCGGUGUGAUGUUACUAUUUAUAGCGAUGUUGGGAUACCAAGCUGGUUUCCCAUACUUACAUUCUUCCGCUUUCAAAUGUUGCACCCGUUGCUUGGUAUUAUUACAAAACAUCGUUCUCAUUACAGGGCGUAAAUAAAUAAUGGCGACAUUUUGCCAUCGCGAGCUUGACAUCGACGGUUUCUCUGGAAAAUCGAGAUUAAAUGGUCAUCAAAGUGGCGUGAUGGUUGCGCCCGGUGAACUUCCCCAAGUUGUACACAGGCACUUUACCGAAGCGGUUCAUCCGUCUGACGAUUGUGAUACAAACUUGUGUGGGCCUAUUUUGCAAGCAUCGACAAUAACGCCUCCAAAUACUUCUGAGCUGUCCUCAAACGAUCUUGAAAGUGAUGCUACAAAUAUUAGUUUUCAACAACAACGUUUACAAUCAACACCCCAGCAACGGCCCUGGCAGCAAACACAACAGUUGGUACCAAGGCCCCAAACCAAUGUUUCUAACUCUCAGGACGUCAAUAAUGCAUCCACUUUAACGCAAACAAAUUCAAGCGGACCAUCAACGCCCAAGUACCCGAAUUUUUUGACGGUUUCCCAAAGAUUAAAAUCUUUUGGAGCCGUGGUUCUCGCAGUUUCCACACAGCUUCUCAGCGUGGCUGGAUUCUACUUGGUCCGAAAUGGAGGCGAAGACGCUACAAGAUGUUACCAUUGCGGAAUUGGGUUACGCCAUUGGAGCCCGGAAGAUGACCCAUGGGUGGAGCAUGCGCGAUUUUCUCCGAAAUGUGAAUACUUGUUGACGAUGAAAGGGCAAGAGUUUGUAAAUCUGAUCCAGUUAGCAGUAAAAUAUUCAUCUAAUACGGCAAACAUUUCAACCAAUCAACUGGGCAACACUUCGUCUUCUAGUAAUGCAAAUAAUUGCUCAUCAGAGGCUAAUGUUUCGAAAACAAGACAAGACUUAGUGAGAGAGAAUGCUGAAUUACGCAGCAUCACCAAGUGCACGUUCUGUGCCUGUAAGGAGGUUUCACUGGUUUUCUUACCCUGUGGUCACCUGAUUUCGUGUGAAGCCUGUGGGAAGGAGCAACGAAUUUGCACAAUUUGUAAUCAAAGCAUUAAAGGCACAGUGCGGACAUUUAGGUCUUAAAAUCAUGCAUUUGAAUUAUACGAAUGAGCUUUCGUUGGAUAUAUGCUAUGCUUGGUAUGGCCAUAAAGAUCGUCUUUGCUACAUUUAGCUGGGCAUUGCCCAAUGUCAGAGCUUUGCUGGCAGUAACGACAACACGAGGUAUGAUGACCUUGUCGACGAUUCGAGGACACUUUAAUGUUGAGAAAUAAAAUGGUUUCAAUGAG